Messenger RNA from Caenorhabditis elegans, 2820 nucleotides. It is a transcript of the gene set-24, whose product is annotated as SPK domain-containing protein. The transcript is spliced from 13 exons. The coding region runs from base 24 to 2630 and encodes 868 amino acids. Lineage: Eukaryota; Metazoa; Nematoda; Chromadorea; Rhabditida; Rhabditidae. The record is from RefSeq and is marked reviewed.
UGUAUAAUUUCACAAGAACAAUCAUGGAUUUCAACGAAACACUCGACAUGCUCAACAAUCCGAACACAUUCUCACCGGCUGUCUCGAGUCUUCUCGCCAAGCAGCCUGUUAUGCUUGGAGCAGAUGAUCUUCUCAACCGGACAGUUAUCGUUCAGAAUGCUCAGAGAGCUCUGAGAAAUGAGCAUGAACAUGUGCUCGUCGCCAACAAAACGAUUCUCGUUAAUAAACCGAUUAUUGAGAUGAAGGGUUUCAUGUCGCUGCCACCAGAGAUUCCAUGCAGUGUCGGAAGUACUCCAAGAACAUUCAUGUACUACGGAAUCGGCGGAAAACCAAUCUGCAUCACAACUUCCGAACUGGGAAAUUAUAGCGAAAUCACAAGACGCUCAUGCCAAAAUAACAGUACUCUCCGUCAUAUUCUCGGCUCAAAGAGCAAUUUUCGAGUAAUGAUUGUAUCGACGAAAGUGAUUCUUCAAGAUCACGAAAUCACACUUCCAUUUGAUAAAAAUUGGAUUCUAUCGGAAACUCCACUGCAUUGUGCCACACAUUUCGAUAAAAUGAUCGAAUGUCCAAUGGAAAGCCGUAGAGUUCUUGCCGCGUUAGGAAGAGCACGUAUUGCCGAGGAAAAAGAGUUUUGGAGCAAGAAUCGGGCUAUUGCGAGGAGUUUUACCCCUAGAUCGAUGGCUAAGCCUCCACCGCCACCACAAAAAAUCACCACCACGGAGCAGAAAACCGCUGAAAUAACAUCGGCUGACGUGGAUUUUUUGCAAUUUUUGGCUCAAAAAUCGAGCUCCGACGAGAUUCGUCCACUUUUUCGAUUUCAAAUAUGUGAAGAGUAUAUUGAUACUUAUGAGAAUCCAUCUUCGGAAAAUUAUCUCAAUAAUCGCUUCCUCCGCGUUUUGGCAAUGCGAAUUCCAUUGCUCCGUGGAUUUGACCUAGAAACGAAAGCCCGAAUGAUGUUUGUCGCCGGAAUUCCACUUGAGGAGCGAUUUUUGAUAGAGCUUCGCAGAUACGGAAGCGUCGAGCUGGAUGAGAAGCAUCGAAUCACAAAUUUCAAGGCAAAUAAUGGAGAUUUUACAUUGAAAGGAUCACAUGAUGAUGAUGGAAAGCAGGCUGAAUAUCAAAAAUUCUUAAAUUCCAAGAAAGAAAAACCAUCGCCACGUGCUCCGUCAUCAUCUCCUCCAGCAGCUCUUCUGAACCAUAGUUACUGUGAAAAUCCACCGAAAACCUCGGAAAAUUGGCCACAAGAACUAAAACUAAUUGAGCAGAAGCCACAAAUUGAAGAUCAAGAAUUUCUGUUUUUGGGCGAUGAAAUUUCAGAAACUCAGCAGCAGGAGCCCCCACAGGAUGAUAUACAAUUCCUUUAUGAAGGAAAUCAAGCGAAUAUUACUGGAAAUGAGCAACCAGAAGCAUGUGCUCAAGCUCAAUUGUAUUAUGGUCCAGAACCUGGAGUUUCAGUGCAAAUCCCGGCUCCAGCACAGCUCACCACCGAAUCCAGCAAUGAAACCGCAUUAUCCACAAUCAGUGAUCUAUUUCCAUCUGUAAUUGCUGAAACUUCACCAUGGACUUCGUCUCGUUUGUCACGUGUUAAUUAUGAGCUUUUCGAGAACGAAUUGUUCGCAUUUCUCGCCGAAAAGUCGAAAAUGGCGACAGGACCCGUGAUUUUGACGCCAGUGCUCGAAGAGUUUCGUGUUGAAGGCAGAUAUCUUAUGACAUUGGAGACUAUUCGCAGAAGAUUCCGUCAACGUCUCGCUCGAAAAAUCUCGUCGCUUCCCGAUUACGAUACGGACACCAAGAUUCGUAUGCUCGUCUUCACAAGUUCGGCAAUUACUGACUCGUUUUUGAAAAUACUCCAACAAAGUGCUGUUGUAGAAGUCGACGACAGUAACCGAAUCACAAAAUACCAAGCAUUCGAUGAAAAUGGACUGAAAAUCUCGACGAGAUAUACGAAAAUUCCGGAAUUUAAGCGAGCAUUCCUCAGAAGAAGUGAUUAUGGAACGGGAAAAGUCGAUGGUCCGAUGAAAAGACCCUGCCUCGAGGAUUUCAACGCUUCAAGCUCUUCCAGCUCUUCAGUUUUGGCUCCGCCACGUGUCGAUGAGCACGUUGAAUGGGAAUUGAUGUCUUCGAUGCACCAUGAAGCUGAUGAGAUUUGUGAUAUUUCGAGAAUGUCAGCCGAAACUUCAACAAUAUCCACUUGCUCAACCACGUCCUCGUCAACUGUCCAACAGGACACUAAAUCAUUGAAAGAAGUCCUACGCCUGCUUAGAUGUCUCAUACUUUUCAUGGAAUCACCGGUUUUUGCUGGGCUCAAAGAGCAAAUUAGACAGAGAAUUGAGCUGUUGGGAGAUGGGGAACAGAAAAUCCCAAUCUCAAAAAUCAAGUGGAGCCUCGAAACGGCGAUUUCAAUGAUUUGCCAAAAUGCUCCUGACGCAACUGAAGAAACGACGAGCCUCGAAGAAUUUUUGAAUCUUUUGAGGAUUAUGAUUCUCGGAUUACAAGAACCAGUGCAUCUUCAGCCGAUUUUGCAGAAACUCGACCAGAAAAUCAAUGAAUUCGCCAGAAAUGAUAGAAAAAUCGCUUCGGAUAAAAUCCGCGUUGUCAUCGAAAUGAUCAUAUGCUCAAUAUCUCCAUAAUCACCAGUUUUCUCCAAAAUUCGCCGGAUGUUCAAUGAUAAUAUUAUUUUCUUACAAGUUAAUGCAUCUCUCCUUUGUUUUUUUUUUCGUUCUUGUUUUUGUUGAUAAUGUUUUUUCUCUCGAUUUUUCAAUUAAUGUUCUUGGUUUUUGAAACUUGCUUUUUUUGUUGAAAAUAAAAGAACAAAUUUUG